CGCGGGAGGGGAGGCGCGGUUUCCACGGCAACGGGCGCGAGAAGGGCGGCCCCCAGGCAGCGUCGGCGGCAGUUUUGAGCCGCGUUCGCUUUACGGCUUGCCGGGUGUCGCGGCGAGCGAGGUCUCUGUCGCCGAGGCUGGGCUGGGGUGGGUCGGUGCUUACUGUAUUUUAGCAUGUCCCUGUGGAGAGUAAGCCGCUUCCCGACAGGAACCGGGAGGAAACCGCCCAAGGCCAGAAGGAAAAAAACACCGGCGAAGCAAGAGUGGGAUAGCACUAUUCAUGAUCUUACCGUACAUCGUGCAACUCCUGAGGAUAUUGCUCUAAGACAUGAAAGGCACAAGUCAAAGAACAAAGCUCUUGUACACUUGGAACUGCAAGAAAAAGCACUAAAGAGUAAAUGGAAGAAGCAGAGGCUGAGAGCUCCCGAAUCUCUGGAAAAAAAGAAACUGGCUUUGAUGAAAGAAAUUAUGUCUGAUCAGUACCAGCUGCAGGAUGUCCUGGAGAGGUCCGAUCAGGCCCUGGCUGUCGUGAAAGACCUGUUUGGAGAUGCCCCUCACCGACAGUUAGGUUUUCCAAAUGUGACAGUAGCUCCUGAUUAUGAUGUGGAAUCGUCUCAAGGCCCCAUCAUACAAAAGUGUGAUCCCCCUACACAGCUCUCCAUUCUUAGUGAGUCUGUCAUGGAUCCCCAGGCUCUUAAUGAAGCAGAAGAAUGCCCUUCUGUGUGCAAGACUAAUGGUGAGAAUGGGGUGCAUUUGAAAUUCAGAUCCAACAUUGACACCAAGAGGAUGCUUCACCUGCUGAAUGAAGAAAAUUCUGUGGACAAUUGCGAAAAAGAGGCUUCUAAACAACAUGUAACUAUUGUGUCAUCACAUGAAGGAAAUGUACUUUUGACUCCAGCAGCAGUUUGUCACUCACUGGGAGGUGCAGCUCUUAAUGCAACGAAUGCAGUCAAGAAAGUUCAUUCCAGACUUGAGAAUGAAGAGCAGACUCCAGGUGCUACAUAUAUUGUACAGCAGAUACUGAAUGCCAAAGUAAAGAAGCAAAAACAAACAUCAACAAAAGUAAAGAAAAAGCAAAUCUCACAGACACCCACUGGAGAGAAGAAGAUUAAUCUGAGCCCUGCAGCUGCUUCCUCUAAUCUCCCAAAUGGCAACAGAACGAGCCUAGAGGUUUUGAACCAAAUGAUAGAGGAUAUGGAGCAUGAAAUGGAAGAGUACGAGAGGUGGAUGGGGUAUGAAAUCCACCAAACACACAGGAGUCAAGGGGUCUCUGGAUUUACUCCCUCACUGGUGAAUGCUUUGUGUCGGAUGCUGUGCUAUUUGAAGGAGAGCGAGACAAGAGUACGUCAAGAAGUGUUGAACAGGAAGAAACUUGAGGAGGAAAUAAGUGAACAUAGGGCCCUCAUUGAUGCUCUAACUGCCGAAGUCCUCCUGAUGAGAGAGGAAAACCUUGCUAUGCAGAAUCAAAUCCAGCAAUGUCUAGUUGAACAAAAGAAGCAGCCACCCGCCUGUGCGCUGAAAGAGCUUUCUAUUGCCGAUUCAGACAGGAUGACAAAUCCAAGGGAAACUGGGGAUUCUUCAGUCAGGGGUCCAGAGUCCACUCAAGUAAAACCCCUCUCAAACAGCGUUGGACUGAAGACAGAUAUGUAUGAAUUCUUACAAGUGGAUCUUUCCUGUGACCAUCCAGAGUUGCUAAAUCCUCCAGAUAAAAACCUUCCAGUCCCUUUGGUAUCCCCUUGUCUGUUCCAGCCUGCCAUCUUGUUAUCUCCACCACAGCAAAGUAGCAGCCAGGACUUGCCUCCUCUUCCUCAGAAUGAGUCCCUGGGGAAAGAACCAGAUGGAGAGCAGAGACCAUCUGCCUUACACAUACCAUUCACGGCACAGGAAGGGAGCAGUCCUCCCAUGCAAAGAGAUGGGGUUCCUGUCCCAGACAAACCUUUACAGAGUUCUCUUUGCUCCAAUGGGCAACCUGUAGUAAGGAAUUUUCCUGCAGCACAGAGAGGAAACUUUGGUGAAUUUCCAGAGAGAUUCUUCCCUGCCGCAAACUUAAUGUGUACAAGGAAUGAUGACCUUCAGGGGCAUAUAGCUGAAUUUACUUUCCAGAACUCAGCUGUUAAAUCUCAGCUAAGAAAACUGAGGCACUGCCAUCAGGAAACAAGCGGUAGUUUGCAGCAGCCAGUCACAAUGCAGGAUGGAGCAAAGGUAGAGGGCCAGGGAAAUGGACAAGCCAUAAACAGACUGAAAGAGUUACCAAAGAGCAUGGAUGAACGAAUAGCUGAGCUGAGUCGCCAGAGUGCAGAAGCACGUGGCAAACUGUUGUUGCUGACCAAUCAGCAGAAGUUACCCACAUUCGUCUCUGUGUCUCCACCUGUUUCACCAAUUCCAUCAACCCCUGUGAACGUCAUUGAAAACGGAAGGAGGACAAUUGAAGUGUCUGUUCCAGUAGCAGAAACUCUGGAUAGUUCUGAAAAAGAUACUGAUUUUCCUGCCAGUGAAAACAGUGCAAGAAGAGGGGCCAGCCACCAAGCAACAGUCGUCGAAGAUAUCAGAGAGAAUAGAGAGAAUAGAAGGAAACAGGAUGUAUUAGAUCUACAAGGGUGUCUGCCACGAAAUAUCUCACUGGGAAAUGUACAACUGACAGGCGACAUUCACAAGACGAAGGCUGAAAAACGAAAAGAAGAGGGUUGGUUUGCUUUGUCAACACACCUUGGGUAGCGCCAAGCCCAACCAUAUGAAUGCAGUUGUAUUUUGAAUUAUGUCCGUGCCAUUCUGCUGGAGUUCUGGAGUCCUUUCUGCCAGAACUUGGAAGUGUAGGUGUUGCAGAUGAUGCUACCCUCUUUCCAUGUGUAUGAUGACACAUUUCUCAAAAGGAGGUCAUAUCUGUAUUGUAGAUGAAUAGAGACUGGGCACUUUUGUGUUUUAGACUCCUUUACAGUAACAUACAGCACCAUGAAAGCAGCACUAUAUAGCUAGUGUGUGUGGAUAACACCUCAUGCUAUUUUUUUUUAUUUUACACCAUCAUGGCAAGAACAGGACUGAAGUGCUUGUACAUGUUACUUGCUGUGUGCAACAGCUUCCAUGCCAUCGCACUUCAAAGUAGUUUCCAUACGGCUAGCUACACAUUUGAACUAACAUCUACUAGAUAUUCCUUGCAAGUCAAAAUGGCAUUGGAAGGAUCCACAAUUCUUUGAAAUUUUUAACAUAAUGUGAUAACAGGACAUUUUGACUGAGAAUUUCUGUAAAUAGUUAAUGUGUUUAAUUUCAGCAGAGAUGAAACAAUGUUUUAAACCCUAUUAAUUCCACUUCCAAAUAUUGGUUGAAAAUAAAGCAGAUUCUUUUCUAACAUGGAGAUAAUUAUUGGUUUGUGGACAGAACAUGUUUUCACAUAAGGCAUAUUUCUCAAUUGGCGCUCAUAACUUAUAACCCAGAAGUUUAGAUCAUCUGCCCCAUUCUCUGUAUUUGACCAGCAGGUGGAGACAUUUAAGCUCUGGUGAAUUUCUGAAUAUAGUUUUAAUGGCUAAUUUUU
Pogona vitticeps (central bearded dragon) is the source of this 3526-nucleotide messenger RNA. It is a transcript of the gene SPICE1, whose product is annotated as spindle and centriole associated protein 1. The record is from RefSeq and is a predicted model, not a curated record. Gene Ontology annotation, biological process: metaphase chromosome alignment; regulation of centriole replication; mitotic spindle assembly. Gene Ontology annotation, cellular component: centrosome; centriole; spindle. Lineage: Eukaryota; Metazoa; Chordata; Lepidosauria; Squamata; Agamidae.